Sesamum indicum (sesame) is the source of this 1434-nucleotide messenger RNA. RefSeq names its product NADPH-dependent codeinone reductase 1-1. Gene Ontology annotation, molecular function: oxidoreductase activity. Lineage: Eukaryota; Viridiplantae; Streptophyta; Magnoliopsida; Lamiales; Pedaliaceae. The record is from RefSeq and is a predicted model, not a curated record.
UUUCAGAUGUCGGCAUAACCAACUGAUUGCAUGUUUCUUGAUCUAAUCACUUAGCAACAAUUUCUUUCUGGGAUGUAAUUUCCUAUAUCUGUAUUGCUUCCUACUCAGUCCAAAUCUUCGAUAUAACUUACUAAAUAGGUUGUUGUAGCAACACAGACUUAUCUAGUCCUCGAAGGCCUAAAAAAAACUGAGAUUCCACAUGAACAGGUCAAGGCCAGCUAAUGUCAACGACCAAAACUUGCACGAAAUGAUUUCAAAGAUCAGUUGAUGAAUCAUAUAAGACGCAUAUAAGGUAAAAGCUGCAAUUCCAGGAGUCUGUAUUAUUGCUGAACACAAGAGAAGAACGAUGUCUAAUGCUGUAAUAGGCCCUUUUGUUAACCCCACCAGACCCGCUGGCGGCCAAAAUAUGCCGCCAAUUGGCAUUGGAACCCGACCUGGUUUGAGGAAAUUAGAUCUGUCAGCUGUCAAGACAGCAAUUCUUGAGGCCAUUGAGCUUGGCUACAGACAUCUUCAAACCGCAAUUUCCAGUUUCUUGGAGCAUCAGGCCUUUGGAGAAGCCAUAGCCGAAGCCCUGGAACGUGGGCUAGUUAAUUCCAGGGAAGAGCUCUUCAUCACUUGUAAACUUCCUUACCACGAUGCUGCUCCUGACUUUGUUGUCCAGAACUUAAGGAAGUUUCUUGAAAAGAUGCAUUUGGAUUACGUCGACCUCUGUCUUGUUCAACAACCAGAAGAAGAUGAACCCGGACGAGCAAACAACGACAUUCCACUUACCGACCUAAUGUUCGUCUGGGAAGCUAUGGAAAAGUGCCAAAAACUGGGCCUCACAAAGUCCAUUGGAGUAUGCAAUUUCUCUUCCAGGAUGCUGCAAAAUAUACUCAAAUUUGCAAAAAUGCCUCCUUCCAUCAAUCAGGUGGGAAUGCAGAGGUUCUUGAAAGAAAAGGAACUCAGAGAACUCUGCUUGGCUAACAACAUUUCCAUCAUUGCAUGUUCCACUAUUGGAGGAGAAGAGAAACACUCAGAUUUCACUCAGUUCAUGGAGUUAGAAGCUUUGCAGAAGACUGCAAAAGAUAGAACAAAGACAGCCAACCAGGUGGUGUGCAGAUGGGCACAUGAGCAAGGAGCAUCUCUAUUGUUGGAGAGCUUGAGCAAGGAACAUAUGCUGGAGAUUCUCAGCAUAUUUGAGUGGAGUUUAUCACAAGAUGAUUAGCACAACAUCAAUCAAACUCAGCAAUUGCACCCUCUGCUGAACUCAGAAUUCAAUCCUAGUGAUAAACAAACUUGCCACUGUUGGUAAAUUGUACGAAAUCAUACUGAAAGUGUAUCGCACUCAUAGGUGUAUAGGCCUUGAUGGCCCAAUAGCCCAAAAGUGUACUCUCCAUUAAUAUAUAGAAUAGAUAAUAAUAAUAAUAAUAAUAAUAUAUACAUAAAUCAAAC